Molecule: messenger RNA, 1763 nt
Organism: Nicotiana attenuata
Lineage: Eukaryota; Viridiplantae; Streptophyta; Magnoliopsida; Solanales; Solanaceae
Product: magnesium transporter MRS2-I-like
Exons: 11
Coding region: 265-1383 (372 amino acids)
Biological process (GO): magnesium ion transport; transmembrane transport
Cellular component (GO): membrane
Molecular function (GO): magnesium ion transmembrane transporter activity
Source: RefSeq, a predicted model, not a curated record
CCCCCUCAAUCGGCCAAAAAAUAAUACAGCCAUGCAAAGCAACAACUUUACUUCUUCAAGCAGUAACAACAGUUGUUUCUUCACAUUUCACCAAUCAGUUUAACCGUCAUGUCAUUGUUCCCUAUCUUUGUCCCCCUUUACUCUUUCCAUUUCCCCUUUUCCCCUACCUUUCAAAUUAAUUUCCCCUCUUCUCUUCUCUUCUUUCUUUGAGUUUCACAGUACAAGAACUUGAAAGCAAAAUCGCUAUUUCUUGAACAUUGGGAGAUGAAAACAGGGGUAUCAAGAAGCUGGAUAUUGGUGGACAGUAAGGGGGAGAGUAGUAUCUUGGAUUUGGAUAAGUAUGCUAUUAUGAAACGAGUUCCUAUACAUGCUAGAGAUCUUCGUAUUCUUGAUCCUCUUCUUUCUUAUCCUUCUGCAAUUUUAGGCAGAGAAAAGGCUAUUGUACUCAAUUUGGAGCAUAUCAAAGCAAUUAUUACUACAGAUGAGGUAUUGCUUCGUGACCCGCUGGAUGAUAAUGUAGCUCCCGUUGUUGAAGAACUUCAAAGAAGAUUGCCAUUGCCUGCUAUUGGCUUUGGAGAAGGUGAAGAUGAUGACCAACCAGCUGUUAAUGGAACACAAAAUGAAAUGCAAACCGUUGAACCUACUGAGUUUCCAUUUGAGUUUCGAGCUUUAGAAGUAGCACUAGAAGGUGUAUGCAGUUAUCUUGACACUCAGACACGAGAAUUAGAGACCGCUGCUUACCCAGCUUUAGAUGAGCUCACCUCCAAGAUUAGUAGUCGUAACUUGGAUCGAGUGCGCAAAUUGAAGAGCGCAAUGACUAGGUUGACCAGCCGGGUUCAAAAAGUCAGGGAUGAUCUUGAACAACUUCUUGAAGAUGAUGAUGACAUGGCUGACCUUUACCUCUCAAGAAAAGUUGCCGGAGCUUCUUCCCCGCUUAGUGGCCAGGGGGCACUUUACUGGUCCCCUGAUUCUCCAAAGUUAUUGUCCAAAACAAGCAAGAUCAGUGGACUAACUCAGGAGGAGACUGAUGUUGAGGAACUUGAGAUGUUGCUUGAGGCUUACUUUGUACAAAUUGAAAGCACGAUGAACAAGUUGAGAACGUUGCGGGAAUAUAUUGAUGACACCGAGGACUAUAUCAAUAUUCAGCUGGACAAUCAUCGAAAUCAGCUGAUCCAGCUGGAGCUGUUCCUGAGUUCUGGUACAGUUUGUUUGACAGUGUACUCUUUGGUGGCUGCAAUAUUUGGAAUGAACAUUCCAUAUCCAUGGAGGAAAGACCAUGGUUAUAUUUUCAAAUGGGUGGUCAUGCUUGCUGGAAUUGCUUCUGCAUCCAUCUUCCUAUCAAUAAUUUCAUACGCUCGGCACAAGGGACUUGUUGGAUCUUGAAUUCUUGCUCACUCCUAUAUAUAUAUAUAUAUUAUACUGCACCUACAUAUCAACGUGUUCAGAUUUCUUGAUUACGACUUCAAGGGGGCCGAGGCACAACUGAAGACAAGAGUUUAAGGGUUUAAAAAAAUGUAAAAAUAUCACAGUUGAGAGUUGAACCUAUUACCUAAGACAUUUUUGUAACCUCCUUUUUCCACUGUGAUAGAAGUUAGCUAGUCUUGUAUUGAUGAGUUCAACAAUCAAAAUAUAGCAACAAAAAAAUAAAAUCAACCUGUGGACAUGUAAGUAGGGGUGGCGAUUUGAGCCUAAAUCCGCCCAACUCGCCCAGAGAUUAAUGGGUUGGGCUAUAAAUGUUUUAGCUCAUGGUCUAUUUGAGUUGA